Mercurialis annua (annual mercury) is the source of this 3037-nucleotide messenger RNA. Its product is annotated as probable disease resistance protein At5g63020. Lineage: Eukaryota; Viridiplantae; Streptophyta; Magnoliopsida; Malpighiales; Euphorbiaceae. The transcript has a single exon. Gene Ontology annotation, molecular function: protein binding; ADP binding. The record is from RefSeq and is a predicted model, not a curated record. The coding region runs from base 127 to 2802 and encodes 891 amino acids.
UAUGAGAUUAGCCUAAUUAUUAUCAUUUUAUACCUACCAGCUCAACAAGUUAGAUAAUUUUUCAUUAUCCAGUUAACCAAACCAUUACUCUCUUUCACUGUAAACUUUUCAGAUCAAUCGGAAGCUAUGGAUUUUUGGACCCCAAUCAAAGACAUUGCGACUUGCUUAUGGAGCUGCAGUACAACCAACGUUACAUAUAUCAACGAUCUUGACAAGAAUCUCGCAUCUUUGAGAGAAUCCCUGGAUGAACUUAAGUCGUUGAAUGAAGAUAUUGAUGAAGAAAUCAGAAGAGCAGUAGGGCGAAAGUUAAAGAAUCAAAACGAAGUUCAAUCAUGGCAGCGAAGAGCACAAAAGAAACUGAAAACAGUGGAAGAAUUCCUUGGGGAAGAUGAUCAAAAUGUCCAGACGAAACGACGUGGUUUUCGGCCCAAGAACUGCUUCUCCACAUACUUCUUCGGGGUGACUGUGGUUGAGGAGACCGCAGCAGUUAAAAUCCUGACGGACGACAGGAAGAAAUUCGAACUUCAGUUUGUUCUUCCGCCGAAUGCUUUGGUUGAAAAAUUAGAAGUGAAGCCAACUGUGGGUUCGGACACAAUGUUUAACCUGAUAUGGGGUUACAUAGGAGACCAGAGCGUCGGAGUGAUCGCGAUAUACGGUAUGGGUGGCGUCGGGAAAACUACUCUUCUGAAGAGAAUUAAUAACAUGUUCGUCGACACAAGCCAUGGUUUCGAUGCAGUGAUCUGGGUAGUCUUGUCGGAGAAUGGAAGCUUGAGGAAAAUUCAAGAAACUAUUCGUACCAAAUUAAACAUCGCGGACGAGCUAUGGGAGAAGAAAAAAACAGACGAGGAAGGAAAAUCUGCACUCAUCCGAAACAUCUUAGAAACUAAAAAGUUUCUGCUGUUACUAGACGAUCAAAGAAAUCAAAUAGAUUUAUUAGAAGCAGGAAUCCCUCUGUUAGAAAACACUAAUGGUUCCAAGGUAAUAUUCACAACUCGAUCAGAAGAUCUGUUCGGAACGAUGAAAGUCUUAUGCGGAAGAACGAAGGAAAUGAAAAGCGUUAAAGUAGAAUGUCUAGCAUCAAACGAUGCGGAACAGUUGCUUCAGAUGAACUUAGAUAAGGACAUAGCCUCCGAUCCACAAGUGUCGAAUUACACGAAAGAUCUCGCCAAGGAGUGUAAAGGUUUGCCGCUGGCUCUCAUAACUAUUGGAAGAGCCAUGGCCAGAAAAAGACAGCCUGAGGCUUGGCAGAACGCAAUUAUACAAUUACGGAGCUAUCCUUCGGAAUCUCCAGGUAUGAAAAAAGAUGUGUUUCCGAAAUUGAGAUUCAGCUAUGAUAGCUUGGAGGAUACAGAAAAAAAAUGUUUCUUAUAUUGCGCAUUGUUUCCUGAAGAUCAACAGAUUUGUAAACGCGAACUUAUCAAUCUUUGGAUUGGUGAGGGAUUAAUCAGGAAUUUUGGUAGGAUGUGUCAAGCUCGAUAUCGUGGUGUUGAUAUUAUUGGAAAUUUAGAACGAGCGUGUUUGUUGGAAAGCUGUGAGUCGAAAGAGCAUGUGAAGAUGCACGAUGUUCUUCGAGACAUGGCGUUGUGGAUAAUUUGCGACGAAGGGAAGGAAGAGGAUAAGAUUUUAGUCCAGCAAGAUGCGGAAUGGAAUAGAGGGCGUAAUCUUGAAACUUGGAGAAAAGCUGUGAUGGUUUCGUUGUGGGGUUCUCAUUUGAAUCAGCUUCCUGAUAAAACAGAGUUUCCGCAUUGUAAGACAUUGAUUGUUCGAGAAACGAAAUUGGACAAGUUACCAAUUGGGUUCUUUAUGGAUUCAUUGCAGGUUUUGGAUUUGUCGAAUAAUCGUAAUUUAAUCGCGUUACCGAGUGAAAUCAAAAACUUGGUUCGCCUUCAACAUCUUGAUCUUUCGUAUACGGACAUAGUAGAGUUGCCGAUUGCAGUCAAGACAUUGAGCAAGCUAAAGAAUUUGCUGAUAGAUGGUACGGAGAAACUUGAAGUUUUACCGAUGAAUGUGAUACCUUGUCUCGAAUCAUUGCAGGUUUUCAGCAAGAUGAAAUCAAUCUGCUUGAACGAAAAGGCGUUGUUGGAGGAGCUGAAAGGUCUGCUAAGCGUAAUUUGCUUGGGUAUCACACUUAAAAUGGCGAGUUCCAUCACUUUCUUGCUGGAAUCUUCCGAGUUACAAAGCCGUAUCAGCUACUUAACAGUUAUGAAAUGCUCAUCUUUGUCCUCGCUUGACCUAUCCGGAAUGGAAUUUCUUGAGACACUUGAAAUAAGGACAUGCCGUUCUUUACAAGAGCUGGUGAUGACUCCAUUGAACUCGAGAUCAACAAUGCAGCUAGAGUACAACUUGAGUCAUGUAGUCAUUCGUAGCUGUCCAAUUAAAAAUGUGAAUUGCCUCGUCUAUGCUUCGAGGCUUCAGAUUUUAGAACUAGAUGAUUGUCCUUCAAUUGAUGCGUUGAUUGAUGAAACAUUUGAAAUGCCCGAAAUCAAAGAACCUCAAACUGUAUUCUCAAAUCUCCAACAUUUGAGUUUGAGAUAUCUACCGGAGCUGAAGAUCAUAUGCAGGCAAGUCUUGCCCUUGCCUCAACUCACGACGAUCCAAGUGUACAAAUGUCCGCGACUAUGCAAACCGCCAUUCAACUGCGAUGCUAAGAGUAGAAGCUAUUUAAAGAAAAUACACGGCGAAGAGAGCUGGUGGAGUGGAUUGCAGUGGGAAGAUGAAGCUGCAAUGAGAUAUUUUGCUACGAGAUUUAUUAAGAUGGAAGAUCAACGCAGCUUCAGUCGUCGAAAUUCUGACUAUAGAUAACAUCGAAACUUUAGACAACAUAUUUUCUUUUUUUUAUGCUUAUUUGAAUUUGAGAUAUUUAUGGUUGAUUGCUCUUCUUUAUAAUGCAAAGUCUAGUACUGGAAGGAGAGAGUUCAGUGUUUGAUUUUGCGGGAUGCAAGUGAACUACAAAUGGUUUGCAUUUGGUUUUUCGUUUUGUUUUUCACCUGGUGUCUAUGUAGCAAGGAAAAAGUAAAUACCAAGUAAAUUUUAGUAA